CAACUCCUCCGUUUACUGAGCCAUGGUUGGAACGUCUUCCUUCAUUUGGGUUCUCCUCAUUCUCACCGCCGUCUGUAAGACAUCUGACCUCCGACAUGUCUCAAAUGUGCGAGAUAUAUUUGAGAGUACGGGAAACCCUGAGGUGGAUGAAGCCCUUUCAAAGAUCCCAUUUGACUUAGGAGAUAUGACGGAUCCGAGUCGCAUCAACGUGACGAAAAUAAAAAUUCAGUUAUGUACAGGUAUGAAAGAAGCGCUGGCAUCCAUGAAGUUGGAGCUUGCGCAAACAACUCGCCGUUAUAAUGAGCUUGAUGAAGAGACCUUGGGGCUGAGGAGAGAGGUCAGGAAGCUGCAAAUGCGACUGUCCACAUGCAGCUCGACGGCGUCGGCCAUCGCUGGCUCCUACCAAGCCCAACUGCAGACUAAAAUGAACCAGCUGUUGGAUGUUAUCGACAGUGAAACAUUUCAAAUACUGAAGAUCCUGGGUGUCACAAGGGAGGUACAAGUUUUGCAGAAGAAACUUCAACUUGCAUCUAAAAAUGCAACUGCUACCAGUGAGAUAAAGGCCCUGCAGCGAGAGGUUCAAGAAAAGGCUACAGAGCUGAACUCAAAGAGAGAGCCAUUUGAAAACAGCCACCCUAAUGCUGCACUUAUUCUACAGAUAAUCUCACUGCAAAGCCAGAUCUGGGAUUUACACCAGACUGAGUCAAAGGGGGAAGCUGUUGAUCAGUCAGACUCGAGGAUUCUGGUUCUACAAGAACAGCUCAACGGGAAGAUCAGGGAGUUGCAAAGCAAAGAGGAGACCAUCUCAGCUGUGCUAGAAAUGCUCUCAGUGCACAGUAAGAUCACACAGAUCCAGAAAACGAUCCGGGUCCUUACAGAAGAAUCCAAGAACAGGAAUGCAGCUUUUCUUUUGCAAUGGAGACAAAAGGGUGAGUUGCUGACAAAGAAGAUUUCCCAACUGGCUAAUGAUGUAGAUAACCAAGAACUGACCAAAGAAAUUCUCCGGCUGCAGAAUGAGUUGAGUCAACUGGCCAAGUUGCAAAAGGAUAAAGAGAGCCUGGAAGCCCAACUCAAAGCUAAAAUAGAUGAGAUGGAGGCAGAGAAGUCACGGGAGGAAGCGCUGCAGAAAAAGCUGGAGCAGACAGACUAUGCUACAUCCCAGCUGAUCUUCAAGAUCAUUAGCGUCAUGGAAGAGCUGAGACAACAGCGAAUUGUGGCACCGACAGGUGAAACUCAGGAUAUUUUAACGUUGCUUCAAACCUAUAAAAGAGACUAUGCUGAAGCUAAGACUGAAAUAAAGGAUCUGAAGGAAAAACUAGAGAGAACGCAAGAGGAGUGUUCAGGACUUCAAGAAAAACAUGAUAAGUUGAAGACAGAGCUUGCGCAGAAGAUCAUGAAACUCAACAGAACGGAGGAUUCCAAAGCCGCUCUCAUUCUGAACGUGAUCAACCUGCAUGCAGAGAUAAAGGCUUUGAGGGAGCAGAUCUCAAAGUCAAAAAGUGGAUCAGAAACCAGUCAACACUCCCCCGUUCUUGUCCCUCGCAGGCAGAUUUACUGGCUUCAGUCAAGAAGCGGCAAAAACAUUUCCAGCCCGCUGUUAAUGAGACGCAAACCCCAAGAUCUUAACGACGAACCGCAACUGCAUCCAAUAAAGGCCCCAUUAUUUGAAAAGACGACUUUUGGGCUGAAUGACCGCUUUCUUCCAGGGGAGCAGGAUGGGAUAAUGAUGAGAAAAGAGCUGAUGAGACAGUUGGAGCAGAAACAAGAAGAGCUGAACCUCAAGACUGCAGAGAUCCAGAGACUGAUUUCUAAUCCACAAACGAUUUUAGAAAUUAUUGAUCUGCAGAAUAAAAUCUGGGAUCUUGAGAAAAAGAACACCAAUUGGACAAAUAAGGAGCUACAAGCUUUGAAAAAAAGGCUGGAUUCUUUAGUGAAUGAAAUAGACAGUAAUGGUGAAGAUAACACAUUACAGGUACUAAAAAUUCUGACACUGCAGAGUCAGGUGGAGUAUCUACAGAACCAACUGUCCAAUCUCGAGAUAACACACGAUUCCACACAAACUCAACUUCAAAAUGAGUUAGCAGCCAAGGAGAACGAGCUGAAGCGUUACAUCCAUGAAGUGAUGGAGAAAAACCAGACAAAUGGAAAACUUAUUUUGAGCAUCACUGAACUCCAAAUUAAACUCAAAGACAUUGAAAAACAAAAGGAAAAAGAGGAUAAUACAAGUGCUGCAACAAUAUCCAAGCUGACGAACCAGCUGAAGCUCCAAGAAGAGGAAAACAAUCGUAAUAAAGCUUUCAUUAUGACUCUGCAGAACAAGAUAACCCAGACAGAAACCCAAUGUUCUGAAUAUGAACAGAAAAUUAAAGAUCUGCAGAGUGACAUAAAUACCAAACUUAAGGAACUUAAAAGCAAAUCGGACACCGUUAGUUCACUUGUUCUUCAAAUUUCUACAUUAAGUGUGGAAGUGGAACAGCUGGGAAAGCAACUUCAGAACUCUGUGUCCAAAUCUAAAGUGGAAGAGCUAACGGCUAUAAUAGAGGAAAAGAACAAAGAACUGGAGCAAAAAGCUGGAGAACUUAAAGAAAGGAGUCCUGAAGCACAAAAACUCCUCAGGAUCAUUGCUGUGCAAGUGGAGAUAGAACGAUUGGUGAACGUAGGAGCAAAUAACACCAAUGCUAAUCAGAUAAAAGUUCUCAAAAAAGAACUCUCUACUUUGAUUAACGGAAUUGAAGAUAAAACCAGUGAAAACACAAAACUGGUGUUUCAGAUCUUGUCUCAACAAGAUGAAAUAUCAUUGCUGAAGAAAGAGAAAGUGCAGCAGCUGGAGGAAAAAGCCAAGCUAAUUAAAGAUCUGGAAGAUGAACGGGACAACAUCAAGAAGCAAAUCGAGGAAAAAACCCAGCUGCUAAACUCCAAUGAUAUGAGGAUUGCCAAUUUUUCUCAUCAGAUUAUGGAACUGUAUAAGAAAAUCCAGCCACUGGAGGAUGAGAUAUCAGACCUGAAAGAAACUUACACUGAAAAACUUGCAGAGCUUACAAACAGGCUCAAUGUUACACAGAAGGAGCUCCAACAAAGUGAACAACUUCUGAAACAAUCAGACUCCAAGAACUAUGAACUAAUAAUGAAAAUUACUGAACUGAGGAGCCAACUAAAAGAAGCUAAAGAAAAAGGAUCCAAAGACGCUGAGAAAGAUAUUGCAGAGCUGGAGGAAAAAGUCCAAUUUCACCAAAAAGAAAAUGCAAAACUUGAAAAUGCUAACAAAAACUUAAAGCAGCAAAUGGAAGAACUGAAGGAGUGCUGUACUGUCAACACCAAAUGCGAAGAUCUCCAGAAAAAACUGCAGCAGAGCCAAGAAGAUGCCGAUCGCCUCCUGCAGCAGCUGGAAGAGAAAGAUGGCGCCCUCAAACGCCUCCAGCAGAACUUUGAAGAACAGAACGAACAGAAAGUCAAACUCCAGGAAGACCACGACAAUCUUCUGAAGAGACUUGUAGAUUUGGAUGAAAAGACCAUCUAUGCCACUAAAUUGACCUUGGAUCCAAACACUGCACACCCAAGAGUGGAUCUGUCUGCAGAUAGAACAGAGAUGUUCACCCUUCCAGAAAUAGCUCCAGUUCAAGACAACCCCGGCAGAUAUGACACGGCUCUUGCUGUCCUGGGAAGCACCGGCUUCAACAAAGGCAAAAAUUAUUGGGAGGUGUCUGUGGCCGGGAAGUCGUGCUACCACCUUGGGAUGGCCAGUGAAUCUGCUCCAAGAAAGGGAUCGCUAUCGUUCAGGCCAAGGAAUGGCUUUUGGACAAUAGUCCUGAACAAACAGGGUCAGCUCAAAUCUAUCGAUCAAAGAAUCACCACAAUUCCGAUUGAGGUUCACCCCCUCAGAAUUGGUGUCUUAUUGGAUUACGAAAAGGGGGUCAUUUCUUUUUUUGACGCUGGUUCCAGAUCUCAUUUGUACUCUUUUACGGGUCAGGCGUUUACAGACAAAAUCUACCCGUUUCUCAAUUACUGUGUUGAGGAUUCUACAAAUCCAAUAGUUAUGCUUUCCCCUGGCUCCACUGACUGGAUCAAGUCAUAAGCACAUAUAUCAAUAAAAAAAAUUCAAAUAAGAAUCAAUUGACUAGAGGAAUUUAACCAUUAAUCUGUAAUAGCUGCUGUUCUUUUUAAAACAUGAAAUCAAAUGUACAAUCCCAUUUCUCUGUCAUUGUGUUACAUGCAAACUUGACAUUCUGUGAUGUUUUCUCUGCAAUAAAACAUGUUUAUUUCACA
Molecule: messenger RNA, 4263 nt
Organism: Oryzias latipes (Japanese medaka)
Lineage: Eukaryota; Metazoa; Chordata; Actinopteri; Beloniformes; Adrianichthyidae
Biological process (GO): reciprocal meiotic recombination; homologous chromosome pairing at meiosis; protein sumoylation
Cellular component (GO): synaptonemal complex
Molecular function (GO): SUMO transferase activity; protein binding
Source: RefSeq, a predicted model, not a curated record